This is a messenger RNA of Cuscuta campestris, 2045 nucleotides long. Lineage: Eukaryota; Viridiplantae; Streptophyta; Magnoliopsida; Solanales; Convolvulaceae. The record is from the annotation of a GenBank genome assembly.
AUUAGAUCUUUUUUUUAUCUUUUAUGCUUUGCUAUAAACUAAAAUAAUUUCUAGAAAAUAAAGAGAUUUUAUUCGGAUGAAAUAAACUUGAAUUUUAAGGAGUUCAAACGAUGAAAAAAAGAGCCUCUGUUCGGAAAAUCUGUGAUAAAUGUCGACUAAUCCGGCGAGGAGGACGAAUUUUAGUAAUUUGCUCUAACCCGAGACAUAAACAAGGACAGGGAUAAGACAUCAAAACAACCAAACCAAUCCAACAAUUAAAAAUUUAAAAAUAGAGAUAUCCGCACCGACUCAGAUUUAGAAAAUAAAAAAAAAAAAAGCUAAACUAUGGUAAAAUUAAUCCCGAGACUUAGUUCGCGUCGGAAUGGACGUAUUCGUUUACGUAAAAAUACACGUAAAAUCUCACAAGGAGUAAUUCAUAUUCAGGCCAGUUUACAGAAUACUAUAGUCACUGUUACAGAUGUACGAGGGCGCGUAGUUUCGUGGGCUUCUGCAGGUAGUGCCGGAUUCAAAGGAACUACAAGACGGACGCCGUUUGCUGCGCAAACGGCAGCAACAAAUGCUAUCCGUACAGCAAUAAACCAUGGUAUGCGUGAAGCAGACGUGUUAAUAAAAGGCCCUGGGCUUGGAAGAGACGCAGCAUUACGAGCGAUUCGUCGAAGUGGUAUACGAUUAGAGUUGAUACUGGAUGUCACUCCUAUGCCACACAAUGGCUGUAGACCUCCGAAAAAACGACGUGUAUAGAGAGAAAAAAAUCAUUUAUUACUCAAAACUCAAUAAAUCCUAGGAUGUGAUAAAAAAUCCCAGUUUCUAUUGCUGGGAUACUCAAAUGGAAAUGAAAACAGCUAGUAAAUGCUUUUCCUAUGGGCAACUUAAUGAAAGGUGAAGCCAACACACUAGACCGAGGAAUGCAAAGCCAAAAACCUUGGUUGCAAAUAUAAAGUUUAAGAAUGUCUUUUAGAGCGUCUGUAAAAUGAGGGUCGUAUUAAGAUUUUAAGAAACUUUAUUGAUAAAUCUAUUUUUGUGUAACUGAUGAUUCAUCUAGAUGUGAAAAUCAUUGGAAGAAGACAAUAUAUUAUAUAGCUUUUUUUUACCGUAACCCAUUGACUUCUGGCUUGGAGGAAAAAUACAGAGAAGUGGUGGCUAUUAAAAAAAAAACGGGCCCGACCUUUAACAAAAAAAGGGAAACAUAGUUAAGUACAAGGCAAUGAAAAAAAAUAAAUAAACAGGUUUUCUGGAAAUCGGAACAAACAGAAGUUUAAGAACAAAAGAUAAACUUCAUGAAUUAACCGUAAAUCUCCUUAAUUUUGUAUUCCUUAUUUUCCAGAUGAAGGAAACCCAUCUCCGUUUUGACAAUGUUAAACACACAAUUUCGCUAUCACCCCGUACCAUACUGCAGAAAAGGUCACUCAAAAAACAAAAAUGAGAUAUCAUUUAAAUUCAUUUUUAUUUAUUUUAAAGUAUGAAGUUAGACUGAUUUUCUCAAUCUCUAUAGUUGCAUAAAAAAAGUCGAAUUAUUGGACAAUUUAAAUAAAAGAUAAAACGGUCGUUUGAAACUCGAACAUUUUGAUGUAGAAUAGAUAAAAAAAAUAUUUUGGAUUUUUAUUUUAAGGAAAACAUUUUAUAGUUUAUUUAUUAAACAGAAAUCAAAUAAAUAUUAAAGAACUCAGAAUUAAAGAAACUAGAAUUUAAGUAUCUAGGGAAAACUUUAAAAUGAAAAAAGGUUACCCUAGAUACACAAGCUGUGAUUUUUAACAAUUUAAAAAAGACCUAAAGUUAGGGAUUUUUCAAUAGGUAAUAUUGCCCCAACGCCCAACCAAAAGGAAACUACGAUACCAAUCAAAAACAUACUAGUAGAUACUGGACGGCGAAAUGGAUUUUGGAAUUGAUUGACAUUCUCUAAAAAGGGUAUUGUUAAUAAUCCCGCAGGUAUUGAAACCAUUAAAAGUACACCCAAUAUUUUAUUGGGUACUGUACGAAGUAUUUGAAAGACAGGAAAAAAAUACCAUUCGGGUAGGAUUUCUAGCGGGGUCGCAAAGGGAUCAGCC